AUGAGUAGAGGAGUGCGGGAUCUUCGAGAUCUGAUAUGCAUCUCACGGUCGAGUUAUCAAGAAGAUGAAACAUGUUCAGAAGAUGAUGAAAAGGUUCUACCAGAGUUUUCUAGACUGUCUUUCUGCACUGAGCAUGCAUCUUCAGAGUCUGAAUGCUCGCAGUGCUUCGCACGGGAUGCUCGUAUUGUUUCACCUGACUCUGGGUGCAUCAUAAAUGAAUCAUCAGGCAUCUGUUGUUCAAAUACUUUGAAUCUGUCAGGGGAGAUCUUGACUGACAGAGACAUGCUGCACCACACAAAUUCAAGUGAAAACAUGCUGCACCACACAAAUUCAAGUGAAAACAUGCUGCACCACACAAAUUCAAGUGAAAACAUGCUGCACCACACAAAUUCAAGUGAAAAGUUACUUAGCGAAUCAUCAGCAAAUGAAGAGUCAUUGAGCAAAGCGUCAUUAGCAGGAAAGUCUAAAAUUACAAAAUCAGCCAAGAAAAGAAGGAAAAAGAAAGGAAAUAACUCAUCAUUGAUAUCUUCUAGACAUGAACUUCCUCAAUCACCAAUAUUGCUGCCAGUUCAAGGACUUCACAAUAGUUUGAUCGAAGUUAACCAGAAUAGAACCACAAAUCUAAAUAAGCCCAUACAAGUAAAUGGGCUUAAUGAGUCAGAAAAGAAAAUAAAUUUUGAUGAUAUACUUCCUUAUAUGGAUGCAACUCUUGUAAGCAACUGGUUGACACGAUCAAAUGCAUCCAUCCAAGAACUUUCCAAGUUUUUCAGUAAGGGAGACAACUUUGUCCAGUUUGCCCACUUUUGGUUGUCUGAAUUCCAGGAUAUACAAAGGAGAGAAAUUUUUUCGAUGGAAUAUGAAAUUUUGCUGGAGGAAAUUUCUUUAGCAUUUGCUGUUGGAAAGGAAAGCAGGAAAGUUGUGAGGAAGGAUAUUUCAGAACUUUGUGAGGCAGUGUUUAAGGAGUUUCCAGUGAAGCUGUUGGCUCAGAAUGGGUCUUGUGUGUUUUUAGAUUAUUUAGAUAUUAUGUCUUCUGAAAAGCAAGACAGGUACAAGAAGUUACUGUCAGAUGCUCACUGCUCAACAUCCAAUCGCCAGUACGCCCAGUGGCUUUUGGCCACACGCUGUUUUGCACUAGUCAGCGUGUGGUCAGCAGUGGUGAACUUCUAUAGAAAUUUGGUAGGGACAACACAAGGGAUGCCAAUUUUAGACUUAUGCUCUACCAGAGAGAUUAUACCACACAGAAGAAUGCUACAGGCAAUCAGGCUGGGUUACACAGACGUUAUCAACUACCUGAUCACAAGUGGACAUGUGAGCCCUUUAUACUGUGACUCCCACAGAAGAUCACUCUUGUUCAUAGCUGUCAUGCAUAAUCAAACGGAAGCUGUUCGUUACCUCUUGACCUUGGAUCCCAUUGUUGUAUGCAUCAACAAGCCUUCAGACACAGGGAACACAGCUCUCCAUGCAGCCUCAAACAGUGGGACCCUGGCCAUUGUGGAUCUCUUGUGUCACUGUGAGAGUAUUGACUUGAACUGCAAAAACCCGCAGUGUGAAAACGCCACACCACUGCACCUUGCUGUCAUGCAUGGUCACACAAAGGUAGUGGAGUGCCUCCUCAGACAUGGGGCAGACCCUCAUUUGAACAUGGGAAGCACAACUGUUAGGGACCUUGCAAGGGAUUUUGAUCAUAGUGCUAUUUUGGAACUCUUAGAUAACUGA
Candidula unifasciata is the source of this 1716-nucleotide messenger RNA. Lineage: Eukaryota; Metazoa; Mollusca; Gastropoda; Stylommatophora; Geomitridae. The record is from the annotation of a GenBank genome assembly.